Messenger RNA from Cebus imitator (Panamanian white-faced capuchin), 1879 nucleotides. Its product is annotated as protein SDA1 homolog. Gene Ontology annotation, cellular component: nucleolus. The record is from RefSeq and is a predicted model, not a curated record. Gene Ontology annotation, biological process: ribosomal large subunit biogenesis; ribosomal large subunit export from nucleus. The transcript has 3 exons. NCBI's taxonomy places the organism in Eukaryota, Metazoa, Chordata, Mammalia, Primates, Cebidae. The annotation marks the transcript as partial.
GAUUGGCGGCUGCUGGCAGUCUCGGGUCUGCAGCCACAAUGGCAAGCAGAAACAACAACAAGCUGCCCAGCAACCUGCCGCAGUUACAGAAUCUGAUUAAGCGAGAUCCGCCGGCCUACAUCGAGGAGUUUCUACAGCAGUAUAAUCACUACAGAUCCAAUGUGGAGAUUUUCAAAUUGCAACCAAAUAAACCCAGCAAAGAACUAGCAGAGCUGGUGAUGUUUAUGGCACAGAACAUCCUAAAUGUGUGCAUCUGAUUAUAGGAGAGAAAGAGAGAAACUUCAGAAGAGCCUUUGCUUUGUUACAGAUUAGUCACUGCUACCCAGAAUAUCUAAGUAAUUUUCCUCAAGAGGUGAAAGAUCUUCUAUCCUGCAAUCAUACCAUAUUGGAUCCAGAUCUUCGAAUGACGUUUUGCAAAGCUUUGAUCUUGCUGAGAAAUAAGAAUCUCAUCAAUCCAUCAAGCCUGCUAGAGCUCUUCUUUGAACUUCUACGUUGCCAUGAUAAGCUUCUCCGAAAGACUUUAUACACACAUAUUGUGACUGAUAUCAAGAAUAUAAAUGCAAAACACAAGAACAAUAAAGUGAAUGUAGUACUGCAAAAUUUCAUGUAUACCAUGUUAAGAGAUAGCAAUGCAACCGCAGCCAAAAUGUCUUUAGAUGUGAUGAUUGAACUCUACAGAAGGAACAUCUGGAAUGAUGCCAAAACUGUCAAUGUUAUCACAACUGCAUGUUUCUCUAAGGUCACCAAGAUAUUAGUUGCUGCUUUGACAUUCUUUCUUGGGAAAGAUGAAGAUGAAAAACAGAACAGUGACUCUGAAUCUGAGGAUGAUGGACCAACAGCAAGAGACCUGCUAGUGCAAUAUGCUACAGGGAAGAAAAGUUCCAAAAACAAGAAAAAGUUGGAAAAGGCAAUGAAAGUGCUCAAGAAACAAAAGAAGAAGAAAAAACCAGAGGUGUUUAACUUUUCAGCCAUUCACUUGAUUCAUGAUCCCCAAGAUUUUGCAGAAAAACUACUAAAACAGCUUGAGUGCUGUAAGGAGAGGUUUGAAGUGAAGAUGAUGCUCAUGAACCUCAUCUCCAGAUUGGUGGGAAUUCAUGAGCUCUUCCUCUUCAAUUUCUAUCCCUUUUUGCAAAGGUUUCUGCAGCCCCACCAAAGAGAAGUAACAAAGAUCCUUCUGUUUGCUGCACAAGCCGCUCAUCACCUAGUACCCCCAGAGAUUAUUCAGUCAUUGCUUAUGACUGUGGCCAACAAUUUUGUUACUGACAAGAACUCUGGAGAAGUCAUGACAGUAGGAAUUAAUGCUAUAAAAGAAAUAACAGCUCGAUGUCCUCUGGCCAUGACUGAAGAACUUCUCCAAGACCUGGCUCAGUAUAAAACACACAAUGAUAAGAAUGUCAUGAUGUCUGCUAGAACUUUGAUUCAGCUCUUCAGAACACUGAAUCCUCAGAUGCUGCAGAAGAAAUUCCGGGGUAAGCCUACAGAGGCCUCCAUAGAAGCAAGAGUACAAGAAUAUGGAGAAUUAGAUGCUAAAGGUUACAUUCCAGGAGCAGAAGUUCUGGAAGUUGAGAAAGAAGAGAAUGCUGAAAAUGAUGAAGAUGGAUGGGAAAGUACCAGUCUUAGUGAGGAGGAGGAUGCUGACGGUGAAUGGGUUGAUGUGCAACACUCUUCCGACGAAGAACAGCAAGAAAUUUCCAAGAAGCUGAACAGCAUGUCCAUGGAGGAGCGGAAAGCCAAAGCUGCAGCCAUCAGCACCAGUCGAGUUUUAACUCAGGAAGACUUCCAGAAAAUCCGCAUGGCCCAAAUGAGAAAAGAACUUGACGCUGCCCCUGGGAAAUCCCAGAAGAGGAAAUAUAUUGAAAUAGACAGUGAUGAAGAGCCC